CUGAAGAGUAAAAUCUGACAAGAUCAGUGUAAAAGAAGCCAACUACAGGCUGAAAAAUGGAUGCUACAGCUACUACCGACAGCGUCACAUAUGAAAAAAGGAAUACACAAGCUGUAAAACUCAUAAUGCCUUUUGAAAUUGAAGAAAAUCUAGAAGAUGCAGUGGUAAUGGAAGGGAGUACAGCCGAAUUGGAAUGUAAAGUAAACGCAUACCAGUCUACAACUGUCUGGUACAAAGAUGGAAGUCAGAUAAAACCUAGCGAUCGAAUAAAAGCUGUAACCGAUCGGAAAUGGAGAAGACUUGAAAUAGAAAAUGUCACUGAAGAGGACAGUGGAUUAUACAGUGUGUUGAUUAGAAACAGCUAUGGGGCAUUAUACUCUAAAGCAAAUUUACAAAUAGGGUCAAAAAAAUACCCAAGCAUAUAUACCUGCCCUUCCCCAAGACAAGGUCUCUCAGUUGUUAAACAAUUGUCAAAUGUCGUGAUAAAUUCUGGGGAGAGAAUAGAGUUAGAAGUAGAAAUCAAUUCUGAUGUACUAGAAUUUCAAUGGUUUAAAGGGGAUACAGAAAUAAAACAGAAUGAACGAACUAUAAUACUAAACAGCGCAAAUUCGUCAGUUAUCUCGAUUCAUUGUGCCAAAGUAACAGAUACAGGAGUUUAUACUGUUGUUGCUAAAACAAAAUUUGGUGUAACAUCUUCUACAACUCAUGUUGAAGUUAUAGAUAUGGAUUUAAAGUCUUAUCAUAAUGAAAUGCCGAUAAUAGAAGAGGUUUUACCCGAUAAAGUUGAUGUAAAUGAAUUUGAAGAAGCGAGGCUUAUCUGUAAAGUCCGUUAUGACUCAAAUACGGUUAUAAAAUGGUUUAAAAAUGAUGUUUUAAUAGAGUGCAAUGAAACAUUAAUAACUGAAGAGUAUAGUGGUGAAUACAUAGGAUUAAGAAUACUUAAUGCAACUCCAUCUGAUUCUGCAGAAUACUCAGUGAUAUUAAAAAAUAUGUUAAGUGGUCACUCUGAUUCUUCGGCGUCAUUUGUUACUGUUACUCAUAGCCCUAUGUUGAGCCCUCCACUAGUUUUACUGCAGAGGCCGUUGGUGUCCUGCGUCGCAUGUUGCGGCAGCAGUGUAACCUACGACUGUAGCUUUGAGCUCGUGGACACAAGGCUUUACUACGUGGUUUGGUUCGUCGGUCAUUUCCGUAUAGAGAGGAGCAAUUCCCGGUUUGAUGUUGUGUGCCAUGACGGAGAAUUCCUUCUUCACAUAAAGAAACUAGAGCCGUCGAUGUCCGGGGAAGUAGUCUGUGAAUUACGCAAGGCUUUGCCCAGCAAGAGAUCGAUAUUCGUCUCCAGUGCAUCAGCACAUUUAGCCGUGGUGCCACCAUCAGUACUCGAGGAUGUGAAGAAGAUGUAUCCAGGGUCGAAACCACCGCAUCAUAUAAGGUUUCAGGAUCCUGAUCUUGGCGUUUUAGCCUCUGGUACGACACAUUUAAACGGAUCUAAUACCAAUGGUCAUGAAAACGGCGAGAAAUGUUCACCGGAUGAUUUUUUAAUGCAAAUUAAGUACUGCAGGUUGGAAAACGAUAAUUUCUAUUACUUAGAUGUGUUGAGAUCAGAAUUAAUGGCGUCAGUUCAAGUCACGGUUAAAAACAAAGAAUCAGAUGUCACGAGAAACAGCCAGGUGAAAACAGUAUUGGUGGAAUGGCCGGACCCUCACCUUCAGACCUGGUAUGCCAUAGACCUAAAAAACCAGGAAUUCUUAGAAGUGGGCGUGUCAAGUUAUCCGUCCUUCGAGAUACAUGAUCCUCUUGUGGGAAAACCCUUGGAGUUCCGUAUAAGGGCAGCAGUACCUAUGGACGGGCGUCUUAGUGAAGUUCAGAUAAGUAUAGCUCCAACCUCGCCCGCAGCAAAAGUUCGCACUUUGAAAGAGAUGGCCUCCUUCGACUCCUGUUUCCUAAACACUGGUCACGUGAUAGGCAGUGGGGCUUUCGGCAGCGUCGUUCUAGUCCUGGACAAGUCUCCCCCCCAGCAGUUCUACGCCGCCAAGUUCUUGAAGACCAGGAUACAGAAGAAAAGGGAGAGAGCGCAGAGGGAGUAUGACAUAAUGAAGGAGCUGAACCACGCGAAAGUGGUGGAACUGAUUGACGCUUUUGUGGCUGAUGGGUCGUUUGUGUUCGUUAUGGAUUUUCUGUGGGGGGGUGAACUCUUCGACAGGAUAGUGGAAGAGGAGCACAUCAAAGAAAGCGAUGUAGUGCCAUAUGUACGUCAGAUAUGUGAAGCCCUGCAAUAUCUCCAUCGGCUCAAAAUUGCACAUUUGGAUCUUAAACCUGAGAACAUCAUCUGCCUCAGUCCAAACUCGACUCAGAUCAAGAUAGUGGACUUUGGUAUCGCCAGGGUGCUGGAGGAAGGUCACGUGACCCGUAUCAUGUAUGGAACAAGGGAUUAUGUGGCUCCUGAAGUGCUGAACUUCGAGCAGGUGACCUUCGCGAGCGAUAUGUGGAGUAUGGGAGUCGUCACGUAUAUGCUAUUAUCAGGAGUCAUGCCAUUUGCUGGAGACACCUGGCCUGCUAGGUCAGCCAACAUAACCAGGGCAAAUUACAACUACGACGAGACAGCGUUCAAGGACAUCUCCGACCUGGCCAAGGAUUUCGUCGACCACCUCCUGAUCUUGGGGGCAGAGAAGAGGAUGACUGCUGCAGAUUCCCUGAACCAUAGGUGGAUAGUCGAUGGGCCACCAAAGGGUGCUAAGGCUGGUCAUAUGAGAAGGGCUCGAGAGAAUCUUAAGUCCUACCUGGCUAAUUACAGGGCUAGAUGGCAGAGAGCUGGUAACGUGAUGAUAGCAGCCCACAGACUGAGAACUCAAGCCAGCAAUAGAAGCAGUCUGGAAAGAGCUUCACCUGACACUGACACCUAGACUGACCUGUCAAUCAUAGAUGUAGAAGACUUCCCAUUCUUAACCAUAGA
Messenger RNA from Amyelois transitella, 2950 nucleotides. Its product is annotated as titin. Lineage: Eukaryota; Metazoa; Arthropoda; Insecta; Lepidoptera; Pyralidae. Gene Ontology annotation, biological process: protein phosphorylation. Gene Ontology annotation, molecular function: ATP binding; protein kinase activity. The coding region runs from base 57 to 2900 and encodes 947 amino acids. The record is from RefSeq and is a predicted model, not a curated record. The transcript is spliced from 11 exons.